Molecule: messenger RNA, 1968 nt
Organism: Labeo rohita (rohu)
Lineage: Eukaryota; Metazoa; Chordata; Actinopteri; Cypriniformes; Cyprinidae
Product: H-2 class II histocompatibility antigen, A-Q alpha chain-like
Exons: 4
Coding region: 93-821 (242 amino acids)
Biological process (GO): peptide antigen assembly with MHC class II protein complex; immunoglobulin production involved in immunoglobulin-mediated immune response; positive regulation of T cell activation
Cellular component (GO): MHC class II protein complex
Molecular function (GO): MHC class II protein complex binding
Source: RefSeq, a predicted model, not a curated record
AUCUAGUUCAUGACUGACCACAACACCACACUGAAUUAUAAUGUAUGUAGGUGUAGGAUCCAUCUGCUCUAUCUGCACUUCUGUGAACAAAUAUGCUUGAAAUGUUUUAUGGAAUAACAAUUUUCAUUUCCUAUUUGCUAUAUACAGAGGGACAAAACUAUCAUGAAUUUGGCAUGAUUGAAUCAUGCACUGGAUCAGCUGGAGGUAAUGAAAAACUCUUCACUUAUGAAGAUGAAGUGGCUGCAUACAUGGACCUGGAAAAGAAGAAAAUUGUCAUGGAACCUAAUGUUAUACUGUUAGCUCCUGUCCCUGAGCUUUUGAUAUUCACCACUGAUGAAGACCCUUCCGCUGGAUUAACACGUUUGUGCGAAGAUACAUAUUUCAGGACACUCUCCUUUCAUGUACCUGAACCUCUUGAGCCCCCUUUGACUUCACUUUACCCAAGGAACGAUGUGAAGUUAAAUGUCAGGAACACCCUGAUUUGUCUGGUUUCUGGAUUCUACCCUCCACCUGUCAGAGUCUCGUGGACCAAGAACAAUGUGAAUGUGACAGAUGAAUCAACUCUCAGCAGAUAUCACCCCAACAAAGACAGGACACUGAAUGUAUUUUCUCGACUGAGCUUCAUUCCAGAUGAAGGAGACAUUUACAGCUGUUCUGUGGAGCACAAAGCCCUUCAACAACCUCAAACCAGAACAUGGGAUGUGGAGAUUAAUGAGCCCAGCAUUGGUCCAACAGUGUUCUGUGGAGUUGGUCUGGCUCUUGGGCUUCUGGGUCUCGCCACUGGAGUCUUUUUCUUUGCCAAAGGAAAAAAAUGGAUAUAAUACCGACACACUAAAAAUGCCAUAUUUGUUUUUAGUUCUGUCAUCACGCACAGAUUGAAUGCUAAUUUGCUUUGCAAAAACUACUGUGGAUUAUAAACACACACUAGAACAGGGGAUGAAGAGGCAGGACAACUUAAAAUCAAAACUAAAAUUGUUUUAUUCUCAUUAAGCUGCAAAAGCAUUAUAUCACAUAAGUUGAAAGAGUAGUGCUAAGAAUGUAAAACUGGGAACUGUCAGCACAACAGUGAUAAAUGCAAUAUUAUAUUUCUGAACAAUGUAGUCCAAAGGAAUUAUAAAAAAGAUAAAACAAUAAUUGUCCCAAAAUAGAUCCCUGGGGCACACCAUAUAAUAACGGAACAGGUGAUAAAGAAAAAAUUCCCAAAUUUUCAGUAAAAGUCCUAUUCACAAAGUAAAGAGCAAAUCACUAUAGUACAGUACCAUACAUUCAAGAAGGAAGUUUUGGUUAAUGGUGUCAAACGCUGUGCUUAAAUCCGUCAAAUCUAAAACUGUGCAUGAGCAUUUGUGUAUAUUGGCAUUGCAGUUGAACUGGUUCUGUUUUGUCAAUAUUUUGUCUCCUAAUAUUUCACGGAGGGUUUUGUCGUCUUUCAGGCUGUUACUUAAUGCUUGUAACGAGUGAAAAUAUUGUGGCUCCUUUCUGUGCACUGUCUGCAGCCAUAUGCCACGAGUAACGCCUGUGUGUGGGUGCGAUGGUUUUACUUUUAAUUUCUGUUGCUCCUUUAAGUUGUCUUCUUUUAAUAAGUAACGCUGUUGCCCGGAGAAUAAAGCUCAAUAUGCGGAAUGCGACCUGUGUGCAGUUUUGGCUGAUUUCUGCCGCAAAUCGAGUUGAACGAGCUAUCCUUUAGCCUCGACUCAGCGCGUUACAAGUUCCUGUACUGCUCUUCAGUGUUGCUGAGUGUCUGCAGAGGUUCAGAGCAUGUAAUGUAUUGAUUUCCAGCUGAUAUGAUGUGUGCUAGUAAACUAAGAAACAUGAACAUGAGAACAUUUUACCACAUAAAAACUGAGAUUUAAAAUGACAAAAUAUGCACAAACACAACUGUUUUCAACAUUGAUAAUAAUAAGAAAUAUUUCUUGAGCAGAAUGUCAGAACUACUAAAAUGAUUUUGGAAGGAUCAUGUGACACUGAAAA